AUGGACGAACAAGAAGAUACUCUAGUGGGGGAGGAAGCACAGAGCGGCCUGGAGGAAAGUCUGGAGAGCUGGAAGGAUCAGUAUAUCCACGUGUUUCGAUCCCCGCACACCUUUCCGCUUUGCCUCGCGCGCCCGCGCCUCGCUGCCCCUCCUCCGCCUGCAGUUUCUUUUCAUUCACCAAAGAACGUGCACGUCAUUUUAAUUAUAAUGGAGCAUUUGAUUGAAAGUGCACGAAAACGUCCCUGUUUAUGGCAACUUGAUUUCAAAGAGUAUAAGGACAACGAAUUAAAAGAAGCAGCGUGGGAAGAAGUAUUUAAUGAGUGUGAUUUUCCAAGUGAUUGCUUAAAAAAUAAGUUGUCGGUUUCGACUCCACCACAAGACCAAAGAGGAAGACAUAUACCAAAAAAUAAAACAAGUGAUGAUCAAGUUCAAAAUGUAAAGUCAUUUAUAGAAAAAUUUCCAACAUAUGAAUCCCAUUACACUUUACAUAAAAGGUCAGAUAGACUAUUUUUGCCUCCAGAGUUGAACAUAACCAAAAUGUACUCUUUGUACUGUGAACAGAGUGCUACACCUCUAUCUUAUUACAUGUUUAGUAAAAUAUUUAAUGCAAAUUUUAAUUUAUCAUUUCAUCCACCAAUCAGUGACUCAUGUAAAAGGUGUGACAUGUUGAAUAUAAAGAUGCAAGCUUGUGAUAAUGAGGAGGAGAAAAGCCAUCUUGAAACUCAGAGAAAGCUCCACUUACUAAAAGCAGAUUCGGCAAGAAAUAAUUAUAAUAAAGAUAAAGAAGAGGCUAAAGUAAAUUGUAACAAUACGCAGUGA
Pieris macdunnoughi is the source of this 819-nucleotide messenger RNA. Lineage: Eukaryota; Metazoa; Arthropoda; Insecta; Lepidoptera; Pieridae. The record is from the annotation of a GenBank genome assembly.